AUGUUGGGCCGGGGGGCGGCGGGGGGCUGCGGCCUCCUGGUGCGGGCGGCGAGCCGGGCCCUGAGCCUCAGCCACAGCCGGGGGACGGUGGUGGUGGAGCGGUGGUGGCAGGUCCCGCUCAGCAAAGAGGGGCGGCAGCCCCGGCUGCACCCCCGGAGGCACCGCAUCUACAGGCUGGUGGAGGACACCAAGCACCUGCCCAAGGAGGAGUUGGAGCUGAUCCUCACCCAGUCAGUGGAGAAUUUGGGGAACCGGGGAGACGUGGUCAGCGUGAAGAAAUCCGUGGGUCGUAACAAACUCCUGCCCCAGGGGCUGGCCGUCUACGCAUCGCCGGAGAACAGGAAGAUGUUCGAGGAGGAGAGGAAGCUGCGCCAAGAAGGGAAGCUGGAGGUGCUCCAAACCCAGAGUGGGGAGAAGACCAUCAAGUUCCUCAAGAGCUGCCGCCUCGAGGUGGGCAUGAAAAACAACAUCAAGUGGGAGCUGAACAACGAAAUCGUCGCUCGCCACUUCCUCAAAAACCUGCGGGUUUUCGUGCCUCCCCACGCGCUGGCGCUGCCGGAGGAGCCCAUCACCAGGUGGGGCGAGUACUGGUGCGACGUGACGGUGAACGGGCUGGAGACCGUCCGGGUGCCCAUGGACGUGGUGAAGUUCCUGCGCCCCAAGACCAAGCGCUACAAGCACUGGCUGGCGCAGCAGCAGGCCCAGCUGGCGGCACGGAGGGAGGCGCUCCUCUGAGUCUGGGGGGGCCCCCCCGCACCCCCCACA
Messenger RNA from Gavia stellata (red-throated loon), 765 nucleotides. It is a transcript of the gene MRPL9, whose product is annotated as mitochondrial ribosomal protein L9. The coding region runs from base 1 to 735 and encodes 244 amino acids. Gene Ontology annotation, cellular component: mitochondrion; ribosome. Lineage: Eukaryota; Metazoa; Chordata; Aves; Gaviiformes; Gaviidae. The transcript has 7 exons. Gene Ontology annotation, biological process: translation. The record is from RefSeq and is a predicted model, not a curated record. Gene Ontology annotation, molecular function: structural constituent of ribosome.